Messenger RNA from Aspergillus nidulans FGSC A4, 530 nucleotides. RefSeq names its product peptidylprolyl isomerase fprA. Gene Ontology annotation, molecular function: peptidyl-prolyl cis-trans isomerase activity. Gene Ontology annotation, cellular component: cytoplasm. Bases 39 to 365 code for a protein of 108 amino acids. The record is from RefSeq and is a predicted model, not a curated record. The transcript is spliced from 4 exons. NCBI's taxonomy places the organism in Eukaryota, Fungi, Ascomycota, Eurotiomycetes, Eurotiales, Aspergillaceae.
UCUCUCCCCCCAGAACUACUUCUAUCAAUACAUUCAUCAUGGGUGUCGAAGUUCAGCGCAUUUCUCCAGGUGACGGCAAGAAUUUCCCCAAGCCCGGGGACACUGUCAGCAUCCACUACACCGGAACCCUGGCCGACGGUAGCAAAUUUGACAGCUCCCGCGAUCGCCCCGGCACCUUUGUCACCCAGAUUGGUGUUGGCCGUGUCAUCAAGGGCUGGGACGAGGGUGUUCUCCAGCUGAGCGUUGGCGAAAAGGCCAAGUUGAUCUGUACUCCGGAUUACGCCUACGGCGCUCGUGGUUUCCCUCCCGUCAUUCCUCCCAACGCUACCCUGACCUUCGAGGUUGAGCUUCUCAAGAUCAACUAAAUGCUGGAUUUGGCGAAGCCUUGUUGCUGGGCAAAGAAUACAUCGGCAUGUCUGGCGUAGGCGGCCUGUCUGUGUGGUAUUUGAACUUGGCGGUUCAUACAAGAACAUGUCGUGACUGCGUUCAUGAGCUCCUUUUAAUAAGCGAAUUAACCCGGUCCCGAAUGC